GUGAUCUCCUAGGAGAGGGGAAAAACCGGAAACCUGGAAGCUGCCGUUGAGGUAUCCUGUUUUUUGGCUCUCUUCUGGGUUGUCUUUCAUUGACUGAAAUCUCAGUGAGGCCGAAGAAGCAAACUUGAAAGGAUAUUUUUUUUUGGUUCUUCUUUUUUUUUUUUUUUUUUUUUUUUUUGGAGCUGGGGACCGAACCCAGGGCCUUGCUUGAAAGGAUAUUUUAAGCACAGUCAGAAGGCAUUGGUGUUGCCCAGGCCUUUGUUAGCAUAUCGCUAUGCUGAGAAUUUUGCGAAGGAUUUUAACCUUCUUUCAGAGGAAGACAAAGCCUGAUGGAAAGCUACAGCUCAAAGAUAAUGCCACAUUUAAGUCUGCCAGAGGAAUUGUGACCUAUCUCUGCACAGAUUAUGGCUGGAUUAAUGAAACCAUCUUCUUCAGUGUUGAUGUGGUGUGUGGCAAUGCUCCACUGAAUGUUGGAAUGAACGUCAUUGCUCUUGUGGAAAAAGAUGAAACAAACCAUGCCUUGAAAAACAUCAAGGUGAAAACUAUGUCUGAUCCCAUUUAUGGUAUCGAGCCUUCAGAAGCUGACAGACGACUUUGCAUUAAGUGCAUUACUGCUGCAACACAGGACAGUAUUUAUGUCAGCAAGGAAACUUUCUUCCCCAUACAACUUCUUUCUGGAGGUCUGUGUUACUAGCAUUGAUGGGAGAAAUGGCGUGGUGGACGACAUCGUCUUUUUCACCCUGGAUUCUCUGGUUAUACACCUAGACUAUAUGACAUUGUGAAUGUGGUCACUGUGGACAGCAUCCAACCAUAUUGUUCUUGUAGAGCAGUGUCGAUGACCCCAGUGGAAAUGGUGUAUUAACCAUGCCUUAUAGUUCAUUUUCAGUAUUAUUUCUAUGGUUCUAGUUUAAUAAAAUAAUAUGGGCAUGUAAUCCAAAGA
This is a messenger RNA of Rattus norvegicus (Norway rat), 940 nucleotides long. NCBI's taxonomy places the organism in Eukaryota, Metazoa, Chordata, Mammalia, Rodentia, Muridae. The record is from RefSeq and is a predicted model, not a curated record.